Molecule: messenger RNA, 1107 nt
Organism: Alligator mississippiensis (American alligator)
Lineage: Eukaryota; Metazoa; Chordata; Crocodylia; Alligatoridae
Product: beta-1,3-galactosyltransferase 2
Exons: 2
Coding region: 1-1107 (368 amino acids)
Cellular component (GO): membrane
Molecular function (GO): N-acetyl-beta-D-glucosaminide beta-(1,3)-galactosyltransferase activity
Source: RefSeq, a predicted model, not a curated record
AUGAAGCUCCUGCGGCUCCCACAGGCACUGCUGCCCCGGCUGCUUCUGUUCCUGGCCUUUACCCUUCUGCUUCUUCCCCUCAUCUGGGUCCAGGUGCCCACCCUGGGCACCCUCAGGCUGCCAGUACCUGUUGGGGCGCCACAAAGCCUCAUCACUUUCCAGUGGGAGGAGUUGGAUGCGGGGAAUCCUUCCAUCCUGGAAGAGACCAGAGGCAGCCAGAAUGUCACCCCCACACCCCCACCAGCACCCACACCCACACCCCCACCAGCACCCACACGCACCUGGCACCCACUGCAGCCGCCUUACCCCUACCCCUACCGCUUCCUCCUCAAUGCGCCCCACAAAUGCAAAGGAGAGGCCCCCUUUCUGGUGAUGCUUGUGGUGUCAGAGCCGAGGGAUGUGACCAGGCGCCAUGCUAUCCGUUGCACCUGGGGCAACGAGAGCACUGUGCCGGGUGUCUCAAUACGGCGCCUCUUUUUGCUGGGGAAGCCUUCCCCAUGGUCUGCUCCCCUGAGACAGGCACUGGCCAAUGAGAGCAUGGCCCAUGGAGACUUGCUGCAGCAGGAUUUCCUGGAUACCUACAACAACCUGACGCUGAAGACGCUGAUGGGGCUGGAGUGGGUGGCACGGUACUGCCCCGGCGCCCACUAUGUCUUCAAGGCCGACAGCGAUGUCUUCAUCAAUGUGGGCUACCUGGUGCAUCGGGUGCUCCGGCCCCAGUGCCCACCCCGGCCGAACUUCGCCACAGGUUACAUAUACCAUGACACAGGCCCCAUCCGGUGGCAGAAUAGCAAGUGGUAUGUGCCCCCUGAGUUGUACCCCAACACCACUUACCCUCCCUACUGUGGGGGCCCCGGUUACGUGCUCUCUGGGGACCUGGCCCUCAAGGUGUUUGCUGUUGCCCAGACCCUGCAGACUGUGAACAUGGAGGAUGUGUUUGUGGGGCUGUGCCUACAUGCUCUGGGCAUCCCUGUGACUGACAGUUCCUGGGGUCUGUUCAACAUGUACAAGGUGGAGUAUGAGCCCUGCCACUUCGCCAAGCUGGUGCUGUCCCACCACUAUGACCCUGAGGAGCUGCUGAGGGUCUGGAAGGACUUCCAGGAGUAA